This is a messenger RNA of Halichondria panicea, 3325 nucleotides long. RefSeq names its product aminopeptidase Ey-like. The transcript has 17 exons. Gene Ontology annotation, molecular function: zinc ion binding; metalloaminopeptidase activity; peptide binding. The record is from RefSeq and is a predicted model, not a curated record. Gene Ontology annotation, biological process: proteolysis; peptide catabolic process. Gene Ontology annotation, cellular component: cytoplasm. Lineage: Eukaryota; Metazoa; Porifera; Demospongiae; Suberitida; Halichondriidae. Bases 156 to 3212 code for a protein of 1018 amino acids.
CAGCCCCGCCCCCCUCCUUUGAUCCACUGUUUACCAGAAGCUGUGUAAAGCUAGCUAGCUAGCCUAUUCUGCCAGUGAAAGCAACGAUAGAGACAUCCCUAGAAGGAGCUACAGGUGAACAGUUGUACCCUGGGACUAGUUUGAAGGUAUCAAGAAUGUCCCAGCCUGCCUACAGUGACCUCAGUGCUGCCAGUGACUCUGAUCAAGAUGGUGUCGGCCUUGUACUCACUGACAGUGACUCCUCUAAAGGCAGGUCAAGAAAGUACGUCGUAACAUCGUCUAGACGACCGAAACCUCGACUGCGUAUGCCAACGAUAUUCCAAUCGCUCUCUAGAAACGAGAUAAUUUGCAUUAUUGUUGGGAUGGUAGCGUUUGUGACUAUUGUUGCCCUCUUCAUUGUGGUGGGUGUGGUAGCUAGUUCUCAGUCAUCGGCAGGAGCGGCCAACUCCACUCAAGCCCCUCCCAUUGCCACGCCCACUACACAGCCGCCCACGGACACCACUACUGUCCUGCCCAUUACACAGCCGCCCACGGACACCACUACAGCCCCACCUAUUACACAGCCGCCCACAGAUAUCACUACAGCCCCGCCCAUCUCCACAGCACCCCCUCCCAAACUAUGGGAUAACGUUCGUCUCCCAGCAACCAUACGGCCGGACCUAUACAGGAUCAGCCUGACGGUGGACCUGGACUCAUUUGCCGUCUCAGGAACAGUGGAUAUAACAUGUCAAGUACUAGAGGCUACCUCAUACAUUCUACUACAUGCUAGGGAGAUGGAGAUUAACAAUGACGAAAGCAAUGUGCAAUACUCAAACACUAUGGUUGAUUUCGAAGGAACUUUUCAAAGCAACGAUUUCUACGUUUUGUCCCUGUCUCAAGAGAUAGGUCCUGGAGAGGUCGUAGUUCAUCUGUCGUUUGAUUAUAACCUAAGUGAGGUUUUAUCUGGGUUCUAUCGAAGCUCUUACACAGACAGCACUGGGCAGCAGCGCUACCUGGCAACCACUCAAUUCGAGUCUACUGAUGCUCGAAAAGCCUUCCCUUGUUUUGAUGAACCUUCCCUCAAGGCAAACUUUGUGAUAUCUAUAACCCAUCUCUCUGAGUAUCAUGCUGUCAGUAAUAUGCCUGCUCUUAGUCGUGUUGAUGCUACUACUGGGGACUCCAUGGUUACUACUCACUUUCAAAGCUCUGUCAAGAUGAGCACUUACCUGGUGGCUUUUAUUGUGUCCGAUUUCGAGUGUAUGGGUGUUAACAUUACAGAGAACAGGAGUCAACCACUACGGAUUCGUGUUUGCUCUAAUCCACUAAUAGUAGACAAGACAGAGUAUGCACUGAGAGUGGCCAUGGACGUUAUACAGUUCUAUGAGAGGCGGUUUAACAUCUCCUAUCCCCUACCCAAACAAGAUCUGUUUGCCAUCCCUGACUUUGCGGCAGGGGCGAUGGAGAACUGGGGACUCAUAACGUACAGGGAGACGGCUGUACUGUAUGAUGCGACCUCUGACCCUGCCACCAGCAAACGCAGAGUGGCUACAGUCAUAGCUCACGAGCUAGCUCACCAGUGGUUUGGCAACCUAGUGACGAUGGCGUGGUGGGACGGUCUCUGGCUCAACGAAGGAUUUGCCACCUUCAUGGAGUACCUGGGGACUGACAAUGCAGAGCCAUCUUGGAACAUGCUCGACCUGUUCUUCGUGGAGGACCUAUCCAGUGCUCUCAUGCUGGACUCUUUGAAUGAGUCUCAUCCCAUCAUCCAGCCAGUCAACAAUCCUGACGAGAUUGGAUCACUCUUUGACACCAUCUCCUACGCCAAGGGUGCGAGUGUAAUUCGCAUGAUACAACACUAUCUCACAGAGGAGAGGUUUUGGGCCGGCAUCACCCACUAUCUAACCACCCACCAAUACGGGAAUGCUGAGACCUCUCAACUCUGGGACGCACUCCAACUGCAGGGUACUCCUGGAGCAGUGAGUGUUGGUACCAUCAUGGACACGUGGACUCUUCAGACUGGCUACCCAGUGUUCACUGUUGACCAGACCAACACUCGCCUCACACAAUCACGCUUCCUGGCAGUCUCUCCUCAAGACAACUCUCAGAGCAAUGCUGUGUGGAUUACACCGUUCAGUUACAUCACAGAGACCAACCCCACUCCCACCAUCAUGCUUGUCACUGAGGAGAGCACCUCGUACACAUGGCCUGUGGGGAAUGGCUGGAUCAAGGCCAACGUUGGUCAGUAUGGUGUGUACAGGGUCAACUAUGAGCUCUCCAACUGGCAGCUACUAACACAGUACCUGGUGACCAACCCUAACUCUCCACUAAUACCCCCUGUGGACAGAGCUGGCCUACUGGACGAUGCAUUCGCUCUCUCUAGUGCUGGUCAGCUGGGCAGUGAGGUGGCCCUGGGUCUGUCCCACUAUCUAGCCGGGGAGAGGGAGUACAUUCCCUGGACCACUGCUCUCACUUGGUUCACUAUACUGGGCAGGAGGCUCAGUCUCACACCUCUCUAUGGGCAGUACGCGAACUUUGUGCGCUCACUGCUUGAUCCAGUGGUCGGUACGUUCUCCUUCAAUGGCACCAACCUGUCACAUCUGCAAAUCUAUCUGCGGGCAGAAGUGUUUCAAGCAUCCUGGAGCUAUGGCAACAAGGACAUAGAAAAUCAAGCCAGCGCUCUGUUUCAACUCUGGAAGACCCAAAACACAACUAUUGAGCCUGACCUCAAGUCGCUGGUGUACCGUACCGGGGUGGCCAGUGGAAGUGUGAGUGAUUGGGACUAUCUCUGGGGGAGGUACAACUCUGAGAGUGACCCCUACGACAAGAGACUCAUGCUCAGAGCUCUAGCAUUCUCAACAGAGCCAUGGGUACUGAACAGGUUCCUCAGCUACACACUUGAUCGUAUUCGCUCUCAAGACCAGCUGUCUGUUAUAGUGUACGUCUCAUGGAACAUUCACGGGCGAUCUCUGGCCUGGAACUUUUUCAGGAACAACUGGGAGUACCUCGUUACUAACUUUGGGAGGGAUGGUUACUUUGGAAGGUUGAUCCGUUACAUUACGCAGAGCUUCAGCACUGAGUUUGAGCUGCAAGAGGUGAUAGACUUCUUUAGUGAUCACGCUGACGCUAGCUCUGCUACACGAUCUAUUAAACAAGCUAUUGAGACGAUCCGAGGGAACAUUGACUGGAUCAACAAUAACGAGAACACUCUAGCAAACAUUCUCUCAGGCAACUAGUGUCUUAGUGUCUCACUUUUAUAUUAAUUUGUGCUUGUGCUUGUGUUUGUAUUGUCCAUGUACCCUUCCUUGCUUCAACACUGCUAUGCAGAUUCUUACUAUGGUUCUAUGAA